AUGGUGCAGAAGUGUAGGAAUGCUCGCACCACCAAACUGCGAUGAAUGUGGCAAUCAAUGCUACAUUGCAAAUCAGAAAAACAUUACUUCUUAAAAUGCUAUGCAUUUAAGCUUUCAUUCUCAAUAAAAAGGAGAUCUUUCUUCAGCAACAUGAAGCUACCUAUGAAAUCAAUACUUACAUUGAUUUUUGAAUAUUGGUGUUUAAGGUGUCCCACGCCACCCUUUUUUGAUAGGGAUUAUGCCUAG
Molecule: messenger RNA, 246 nt
Organism: Blepharisma stoltei
Lineage: Eukaryota; Ciliophora; Heterotrichea; Heterotrichida; Blepharismidae
Source: the annotation of a GenBank genome assembly